Molecule: messenger RNA, 3117 nt
Organism: Exophiala viscosa
Lineage: Eukaryota; Fungi; Ascomycota; Eurotiomycetes; Chaetothyriales; Herpotrichiellaceae
Product: S-adenosyl-L-methionine-dependent methyltransferase
Exons: 1
Coding region: 1-3117 (1038 amino acids)
Biological process (GO): negative regulation of gene expression via chromosomal CpG island methylation
Cellular component (GO): nucleus
Molecular function (GO): DNA (cytosine-5-)-methyltransferase activity; DNA binding
Source: RefSeq, a predicted model, not a curated record
AUGCCUGCGACUCGACUCAGGCCGGGGACCAAGAGGAACCUUGUCGAAACCGGUGCGCUUCUUCCUGACGCUACAAUUGAGGAGCGCAUCGCCGCGUUAGCCAAUGAGUUGCAGCGGCUCGAGUCGCCUGCAGACCUUGCUCUGCUAUAUCCUCCGCAGUUUUCAAACACAUGGCAACCUGAGGAACCAUACAGAAAAGAGAGAGACAUCCUGGACGAGUUGAUUGCUAUGGAGGACCAUAAGCCUGCAACUGAAGAGAAGGACUUCCUAGAGUUUCAUCUUGGAGAUUUCUGCGUGUAUUGCUCCCCAGGGCACCAUCGAGGGUGUGAAGGUCAAUACGAAAGUUUACUGACUGUCGCCGCGGAAAGUCAACAUUUGCCUGUGAAGGACGCGCACAAACACAAGCUGCAUUGGCUCCUGGAUGGUGUUCUUGAGCACAAGGGAACUCAACGACGUAUCAUGGGGGCCCAGAUUAUCGAUGUCAGCAUCGGCGGAUUUGAGGACCUUGGAGAGCACAGCACAGAUGGUCUGAUAUGGAUAAUGACACUCGAGGGCAGCAGACGGGGCUAUUGGUACCGUCUCACAACCCCUACAGCACCCUACAGGAAGUAUUGGGCAGACUUCGUUUGGUUGAGUCGAUUUUGCAAGUACUUUAUCGACUACCUUUUCGACUCCUCCACAAGAGAAAUAUGUCUCCUCGACUUCAAGACCAAUUUCUGGGAAUGGCUUCGAAAGCUACACGGCGACAAAGUCAAUGGAUGGCAUUCACAAUGUGCCUUCAAAAAGGGUUCGGACUACCGUAGCCGAGUACUACGACAUGCGCAAUUCCUCUGGAACCAAGCAUAUUCUUUAUAUGGAGCGGACCACGCCAAGUUGACAUAUUCCAUCUGGGAUGAGAUCAAUGCUGGCCACUUUACCCAUGAUAAACAGGGGAGUUCCACAACUGAAAAGACUAUUGUUACGGCAAAUGUUGCUUACACAUUCCUCAAAAUAUUCCCACAUUGGAAGACACAGUUCGACCUCCUGGAGGUUGUACGUCCAUGUGCCGAGGUCGAAGCCUACAGACAACAGAGAUUAAAGGGCUGGGACUUCCCUGACAAAUUCGGCCAUCAACAACGCAGUGAAUUCAUGGGUGAGGAGCAGAUCUCAAAGGCUGCUUUGAUCCUCGAACAAGCACUUCCAGACAGGCCUGUUCGAGCACAAACAACCGACGAGCUCCUACGGAAAGUUGUCAUCGUCCGCAUCAAGUCCGAGAAUUCGCAAUACGAGCUCCGAUAUGCGUGGGUCCGGGCAGUGUCAUGGUCUUUGAAAACAAUUAACGUUGUCUGGUUAGCAUUGCCAACCGACACUAUCUGUGGAUCUAUGGAUGAUGGUACAUUUUAUGCCAUCGGUAAUGAGCUGUUCUUCACCGACGAGUGUAAUUGUGUCGAAGUUAUGGCCGAAGACAUCGUUAAGGUUAUCGACGCUUCAGUAUUCGCGGACCACGCUCAAGGACGUUCAGAGAUCUUUGUCCACUGUCUAUAUCGAACAAAGGAAGAAGUUUUCGUCAAUGCAGUCGAGGAGAAUCUUACGUGUCGAUGUCGCUCUUCGAAGCGUGCACCGUUCACUAAGAAGAAGCAACCAGAAUCUCCAACAACCCACGCUGCUCAGCAGCCUCGCACAAAACUCAAGGUCCUCAGCUUAUUCAGUGGAUGCGGGCUCUUAGACCAUGCUUUCUGUGCGCCUGGCUAUGCCCAAACCGACAUCGCGAUUGAACACUGCGAAGUUGCUAUUCGGAGUUACAGAGCAAAUGACGAACAGAACCACACACGCUGUGUGCUUGGUUCAGUCAACGAACAAUUUCUGAAGUACUUGCGAGGAGACGAGUGUAUAGGACAGAUUGACUGCAUUACCGCCGGCUGCCCGUGUCAGGGCUUCAGCUCCCUCAACGCCCACAAGCACAACCUCAAAGGCCAGAAGAACUGCUCCUUACUUGCACAUACAUUGUCGUGGGUGGAAAUAUUCAUGCCUGCGUACAUGGUCAUUGAAAAUGUGCCAAGAAUGGACAGUGGACGGCCAAAUGCUUGUGCUCAGGCAAUGUGUCAUCUUGUGGCUCUCGGAUAUCAAGUUCGGAAGAUGUUAUGUGAGGUCUCGGGCCUUGGAGGCGCUUCAAAACGUAAGAGGAUUAUCAUUAUUGCCGCAGCCCCUGGCGUGGUUUUGCCUAAUGCCAUCCCGAACACUUAUGGUGAUGGUAAGUCGCAGAUGGCUAUCAGAACAUCUUCUCAGGCGAUGAGUGGUCUCCCAGCAUUGCAUAACGACACUGUCAUCAACAUUGCGGAUCCCGAUCACGUUCCACUACAGCGAUUAGGAGUUGAUUUCCGCCAAGGAGUCAACUUCCGCAGUCUUGUGCAGCAUAUCCCUACUAAACCGAACAAUAUGUCACUCACAAAGACCUACAAUAAGGGCGGCCUUUCCCUCUCACAGCGAAAUUGGUACAAGACCCUCCAUAGGUUCAAGCGUAGAAAGGAUUCGACGUGCCUGACGCGAAUCAAUUCCGACAAGCCAUUUCAGACGAUCUGUACUAAGAUAGGUCCUAUGUGCGCAAAGUUCAGCGGCGUGAUUAUACAUCCCUUCGAGGAUCGCACAAUCUCGCUCAAGGAGGCACGUCUGGCAAUGGAUGUUCCGGACUGGUUUUUACUAGUCGGUUCCAUUAGCGACCAAUUCAAGAUGCUUGGUAAUGGAGUACCGUGGGUUCUUGGUGCGGCGAUCGGUCGUGCCGUGGGCAAGUCCUGGGUUGCAAGCCUGGAACGACGCGCGAAUCGUGCCAUCGGACACGUUGCAAAGAGGCAGGGGCAGGACAUUGGGAACGCUACGCAGAAGUUUGACGGUGUGUACGUGUCUGCGAAUUCAAGACGGGUCAGACAUGUGGUUCCUGACGACGAGGAGGAAGUUCGCUCGUCUACAAAAGUAAAGCGGCCAAGACCCGUGGUCACUGAUAGCGACAAGGGGAAACGUGGCUUGUUUGCAGGCAUGAAGCGGACAAGACCUGUGAUUCUAGAUGAUGAUGACGAUGACGAGAGUGACUCGUCUAUGAAGAUCAUCGCGGCGAGACGUGAGAAGAAGCGUCCGCAGUGGUAG